AUGGAUGCCUUUUCCUCGGCGGAAGCGAAGCGAUUUCGACAGAGGAUGAUCUUCCACUGCGCGACAACGGUGGGCUUCACGUGUGCUGUCUACUUGAUGGGAGUUCUGCGCGCAGUUCUGGAGCCCUUCUUUUGGGCCCUCUUCCUGGUCACCGCGCUGGUGCCGUUAGCUAGGUUUUUUGAAUGCAUACUUCUGCAAGUCGGACAGCUCUUCUGUGGGCGCUUCAGCCAUAGCCGGCCCAGGUCGCGCCCGCCAAGCAGCCUCCGGAGUGGCGGUGACCGCUUUCAGAAUCUCCUGGUACAGCUGCAAGAGGAGUACGAGAGAGAGGUCCGGCGUCUGAAGGCGGACAACGAACGCCUGCUCGAUGAGGUUCGGCGUUUAGGCGGCAAUCCUGCAUCCCAGGAGCUCCGGCAGGUCGCGCUUCCGCAUGCCGAAGCCCCCAAGGUCAUGUUGGAGAACAACUUGGGCAAAUCAGAGGACAUCAUGAUCAGCUCCAGCGAUCCUGCCGAGAGCAUCUUUGUGGAGGUAACUCUUCACGGUCUCAAAGGCUUGCCUCAGGAGCUGGUGUCCAAUGCAGUGGCGCAGCUUUCCGGAGGAGAGGGGCUAAGCUGCCAGGCAGUCGCUGUGGUCGGCGCAGAGCAAGCCAGGUCGGAGUGGCUGCCCUUGCAGAGAGAGAUGUGGAAGGCGAACCCAAAUUCCGUGGGCAGCGGUGAGGUGACAUGGGAAGGAAUUUGGGAAUCGACCGGUGUCCUGAAUCUCUGCAUUCCUUCCGAUACCCAGACAAUCACGGUGGAAUUGUGGCUUCCCGGCCAGAAACAAGCAAUGGCGACUGCUAACAUCCGCAGGGGCGCCAGCAGGCAAGCUUGGAAGUUAGACAGUGGAGGCUUUCUGGAGGCUGAAGCAGAUGCAGGUGGCAAACGCAAAGGCAACAGGAUGUCAGCCAGGAUGUCGUCCCUAGAUUCUGGCGACAGGCUCAAGUUCAUCACUCCCCAGCCGGGCACCAUCACCAAACUUAUGAAGUUGUUCAGGGUGCGGGAUGAAGCGGCCAAGGUGGUGAUGGCUCGAGACCUUGCCAGCGCACUGAAGACGACGAUGCACAAGCAUAAGCACCUCCAAGUGCCCCUGGAGCAGACACAACUCGAGGAAGUGAUGCACAAGCUCAAGGAUGUCCAUUCCGAAGCCUUUGAGACCGAAUCGGUGAUCCAUCCGAAGAAGUCGGGCUCCCAUGGGCCUUCGAUCAUGCCUUGGAAAGGAUUCCUGAACUGCUUGCUGCUGGAGAAGCUGCCGGACUACGCAACGGAUCAGCUCGGCCUCCGUUUGUUCAUCAUCCAGAAGUGCUUGCUUGGUGAUGACUGCCCUACCAACAUGACCUCCCAGGUUCUCAUGCAGGCCUACGACAAGGUCAGAAAGCCUGUCACGCAUUGGGAGAGAACCGUGCUGCUUGUGACCGCAGUCUCCACCUUUUUGAUUGCAUGCAGCUUCAUUGCGACAGGUGUCUCCUUGGACUAUUCGCCCAACUGGAGUGGAUGGUUCUAUGUGGACACGGGCUUUGCCGUCAUGUUCGUGUUCGAGGCCAUGGCACGAUCAUGA
Messenger RNA from Symbiodinium sp. CCMP2456, 1590 nucleotides. NCBI's taxonomy places the organism in Eukaryota, Dinophyceae, Suessiales, Symbiodiniaceae. The record is from the annotation of a GenBank genome assembly.